AUGAAAAUGGCGUGGCAACCACAAGAAGAAGGUUUGAGAGAAAUUUUACUAUUAUUAAAAGAAUCGCAAUCGCAUGAUAUUAGAGUACAAAACGCUGUGCAAAAAAAAUUGGAAGAAUUGAAUAAUUUUCCAGAUUUUAAUAAUUAUUUAAUAUUUGUGCUUACUAAACUAACACAUGAAGAUGAACCCACUAGAUCCCUUAGCGGUCUUAUUCUUAAAAACAACAUCAAAGUGCAUUAUGACAGAUUAUUCCCAGAGGUAAUAAACUUUAUUAAACAAGAAUGUUUAUCUGCUAUCGGAGAUGAUUCGCCACUUCUUCGUGCAACAGUUGGCAUACUGAUCACAACAAUAGCUUCAAAAGGUAAUUUGUCAGCAUGGCCAGAGUUGUUGCCUACAUUAAGCAACAUGAUAGAUUCUCAAAAUUAUAAUACCUGUGAAGGUGCCUUUGGAGCACUUCAAAAAAUUUGUGAAGAUUCCGCUGAAUUACUCGACAAUGAUACUUGGAACAAACCUCUUUUAUUACUCAUACCAAAGUUAAUACAGUUUUUUAAACAUAACAGUUCAAAAAUUAGAUCCCAUGCAGUUGCCUGUGUAAAUCAGUUUAUGAUUUCCAAAACUCAGGUUUUAAAUCCUCAUAUUGAUACCUUACUUGAAAAUCUUUUCCUUUUGACAACGGAUGAGGAUGUAGAAGUUAGAAGAAAUUUGUGUAAAGCUUUAGUAACUCUUUUGGAUGUUAGAAUGGAUAGAUUACUUCCCCAUCUUCAUGAAAUAGUUGUCUAUAUGGUGAGGAGCACGCAAGAUCAAGAUGAAAAUGUCGCUGUAGAAGCCUGUGAAUUUUGGCUUUCACUGGCUGAUAAAUCAGUUUGUAGGGAAGUUUUAGCACCUCACCUUCACACUCUUGUGCCAAUUUUAGUUAGAGGAAUGAAAUACAGUGAAAUUGAUGUUAUUUUGUUAAAGGGUGAUGUAGAAGAAGAUGAAAUGAUACCCGAUAGAGAUGAAGAUAUAAAACCGAGAUUUCAUAAAAGUAAAAUUCACACAAAUGAACAUACUGCAGAUGGUGACGGAGAUGGAGAAGACGAUGAUGGUUUAGAUGAUGAUGAUAGUUCUAUAUCUGAUUGGAAUCUUCGAAAAUGUAGUGCUGCAGCUUUAGAUGUUCUAGCAGGAGUAUUUAGGGAAGAGUUGCUUCCUGUUUUAAUACCUAUUUUAAAAGAAACCUUAUUUCACCAAGACUGGAAAAUUAAAGAAUCCGGAAUAUUGGCUUUAGGAGCAAUAGCGGAAGGUUGCGUCAACGGAAUUAUUCCUCAUCUACCUGAACUAGUUCCAUAUUUAAUAAACUGUUUGUCCGAUUCUAAAGCAUUGGUUAGGGCUAUAACUUGUUGGACAUUAAGCCGAUACUCACAUUGGGUUGUUAGUCAGCCGCACGAUAGUUACCUUAAGCCGUUAAUGAGAGAGCUUCUUAAAAGAGUCUUAGAUUCUAACAAAAGAGUGCAAGAAGCUGCUUGUUCAGCGUUUGCCACACUCGAGGAAGAAGCUUGUACAGAAUUAGUACCCUAUUUAGGUUAUAUUCUCGAAACUCUGGUUUUCGCUUUUAGUAAAUAUCAGCAUAAAAAUUUACUAAUUCUAUAUGACGCAAUUGGCACAUUGGCCGAUUCAGUUGGUCAUCAUUUAAAUAAACCUGAUUACAUUAACUUGUUAAUGCCACCUCUAAUAAACAAAUGGAAUAUGCUAAAAGACGAAGACAAAGGUUUAUUUCCGCUCUUGGAAUGUUUGUCUAGUGUGGCUACUGCUCUUCAAUCGGGUUUUCUCCCCUAUUGCGAACCUGUUUACAGGCGAUGCGUUUCUCUCGUUGAACAAACGUUAAAUCAACAUAUAGCAAGUAUCCAACAUCCGGAUCAAUUUGAACCACCCGACAAAGACUUCAUGAUAGUUGCUUUGGAUUUGUUAAGUGGAUUAGCGGAGGGAUUACACGGCCACAUUGAAAAGCUCGUAAUGAAUUCGAAUAUUAUGCAUUUAUUGUAUCAAUGUAUGCAGGAUCCCAUGCCAGAAGUUCGACAAAGUUCUUUUGCUCUCCUCGGCGAUUUAACAAAGGCGUGCUUUCAGCACGUGCAUCCGUGUAUAGGUAACUUUUUACCAAUUUUGGGUCAAAAUUUAGAUCCGAUACAUAUCUCUGUAUGUAAUAAUGCAACAUGGGCUAUAGGAGAAAUUUCUAUAAAACUGGGAUCUGAAACUCAGCCCUACAUUCCUCUCGUUCUUCAUCAGUUAAUAUUGAUAAUAAAUAAACCGGACACUCCGAAAACCCUUUUAGAAAAUACAGCGAUAACCAUUGGCCGCCUAGGUUAUGUGUGCCCGGUUGAAGUGGCUCCACACUUGCAGCAAUUUGUGAGACAGUGCGUGUCGCUUCGAAAUAUCAGGGAUAACGAUGAAAAGGACAGUGCUUUUCGUGGAAUGUGUCAAAUGAUUCAAGUGAAUCCCGCGGGCGUUGUUCCAGAAUUUAUUUUUUUUUGCGAUGCCGUAGCUAGUUGGAUGAAUCCCAAACCGGAUUUAAAAGAAAUGUUUAGCAAGAUAUUGCACGGUUUUCGAAUACAAGUCGGCGAAGAAAAUUGGAAACGCUUUUCUGAUCAAUUUCCUACUCAACUUCAAGAAAAGCUGUCGGGAAUGUACGGAGUUUGA
Messenger RNA from Pediculus humanus corporis (human body louse), 2670 nucleotides. RefSeq names its product transportin-2, putative. The transcript is spliced from 14 exons. Gene Ontology annotation, cellular component: nucleus; cytoplasm. Bases 1 to 2670 code for a protein of 889 amino acids. The record is from RefSeq and is a predicted model, not a curated record. Gene Ontology annotation, molecular function: small GTPase binding; nuclear import signal receptor activity. Lineage: Eukaryota; Metazoa; Arthropoda; Insecta; Psocodea; Pediculidae. Gene Ontology annotation, biological process: protein import into nucleus.